AUGGACGUUGCUGGUUCAAGAAGAUCGAGCAGAAACACGAGCCCAGAUCGCGUCAAAAUUUGCAGGCUCCAUCACAAUAAUGUCAAACCCCUUAAAAAAGUUCAAGUUGUUUACUAUCUCUCCCGAAGUGGCCUCUUGGAACAUCCUCAUUACCUGGAACUCACUCUCUCCGCCAAUGAGCCUCUUCGACUGAAGGAUGUGUUGGAUCGGCUCGUUGCCGUGAGAGGGAGUGGCAUGCCGACACUGUACUCUUGGUCCUGCAAAAGGAGCUAUAAGAGAGGAUAUGUGUGGUACGAUUUGGCAGCCAAUGACAUAAUAUAUCCUUCAGAAGGAGCAGAAUAUGUACUCAAAGGAUCUGAGAUUGUGGAGGAUUGUUCUGAAAGAGUUCAACAGACUCGAGUGAGUAAGCGAUCCCAAGUAAUUUAUCAAGAUCCAGUAGCUUUUAACAGCAGUCGAAGAUCGUUCCAUUCUAGUCUACCCAGGGAGGGGGAAGAUUUCCAAGAAUACGAAGAACAUGAAGAAGAGUACUAUGAAGAUGGAGAGAAAACAAGCAACACAAGCUCCACCACCACGCCCCAUUCUCGCUGCUCUAGAGGUGUGUCCACCGGUGAACUCGAAGAAGAUCGGGAACCUAAGCCUCACCCCCAGAUGAAAACAGUCAAGGUAACUGUAAACCACGCGCCGCCGCCUUCCCUCACACCGGCCGACAAGUUACAACGGAGCGAGCAAAUAAAGGAAGCAAACGGCACUUCUAUAAGGUUUGAAGAUGGGUUAGAACCGAGUCGCAGCUCGAUUCUACUUCAGCUGAUAGCUUGCGGCAGCUCGGCCGUGUCGAAGGCUAAAAACUCGCCGUGCAUGAGCAAUGGGGUGAAGAAAAGGGAAAGCAGCAGCGGCAGUGAGAUUAGCGUGAAGAGAGAGGCUGUGAAGGUGUCUGAGGAGGAGAUGAUAAAGUGCAUGUCGGAGAAUCCGAGGUUCGGGAAUUUGCAGUCGGAGGAGAAGGAAUACUUCAGCGGCAGCCUGGUUGAGUCAAGGAAGGAGAACCGGGUUCACUCGGAGGCCGUGUUCAAGAAGUCCAACUCGUAUAACGAGGAAAGGAGCAGCAAGGCAGGGAUCGCCGAGGAAGAGGAAGAGAAGGAGAAGGAAGGAACCAAAGGCAAAUGCAUCCUUCUUACUAAUAAGAAAUGUAGCAGAAAAUGAAUAUCUACAUAUAUGGAUAUGGUGUGAUGUCUAAUUAUUAAACUAGUUAUAUUGAUGAUAGCCCACUCUUUUGUUAGUACUAGGAGAAUGCACCUUCAUGGUACUGAGUUGCAUUAUCAUUAAUAAUUGUCUCUGUUUAA
This is a messenger RNA of Neltuma alba, 1337 nucleotides long. RefSeq names its product protein UPSTREAM OF FLC-like. The transcript is spliced from 5 exons. The record is from RefSeq and is a predicted model, not a curated record. NCBI's taxonomy places the organism in Eukaryota, Viridiplantae, Streptophyta, Magnoliopsida, Fabales, Fabaceae. The coding region runs from base 1 to 1197 and encodes 398 amino acids.